Molecule: messenger RNA, 4793 nt
Organism: Phragmites australis (common reed)
Lineage: Eukaryota; Viridiplantae; Streptophyta; Magnoliopsida; Poales; Poaceae
Product: rac-like GTP-binding protein 3
Exons: 9
Coding region: 292-978 (228 amino acids)
Biological process (GO): regulation of actin cytoskeleton organization; establishment or maintenance of cell polarity; actin filament organization
Cellular component (GO): cell projection; cytoskeleton; plasma membrane
Molecular function (GO): protein kinase binding; GTP binding; GTPase activity
Source: RefSeq, a predicted model, not a curated record
UGGCAGAGAUAAAAUGAAGAGGGAGAGGGGGAGGGCGCUUCUCUAGGCAGUGAGGUGAGAAGCAUGUGACCCUCUUCGCUCACUUCGCCAAGAAGUCGCGCACCAUACGCCACCAAGAAGGCGUUUUUGAGGACUCGCUCCGCCCCUCCCCUCCCCUGCCGUCUCCUCGCACCCUCCUCUCCCGCUUCUGCCCUUCACUUAGCUCGGAGAAGGGAGCGCGGCCAUGGCGUCAGCUCCUCCCGGUUCAUCAAGCGCGUCACGGUUGGCGAUGGCGCCGUGGGCAAGACCUGCAUGCUCAUCUCCUGCACCAGCAACAAGUUCCCCACUGACUACUUACCUACGGUGUUCGACAAUUUCAGCGCGAACGUAGUUAUUGAUGGUACCACAGUGAAUUUGGGCCUUUGGGAUACUGCGGGGCACGAAGAUUACAACCGACUGAGGCCUCUAAGCUACCGAGGCGCUAAUGUCUUCGUGCUUGCCUUCUCACUUGUGAGCCGAGCUAGCUAUGAGAGUAUCAUGAAAAAGGUGCUGGAAUGCACUAUCCUGAUUUCUUACUUAACACUUUUUCUUACAAUUCAUAUUUGUUUGGAAUUUCCUAGAGACUUGAAUGUUGUUUAUUUGCUCUUUCCGCUUCGGUGGAUACUGGAGCUUCAGCAUUAUGCACCUGGGGUGCCCAUUGUGUUGGUUGGCACAAAAUUGGAUCUUCGUGAAGACAAGUACCACUUAUUGGACCAUCCUGGGUUGAUACCUGUUACUACAGCUCAGGGGGGUGGACUUCGUAGACAAAUUGGUGCUAUGUAUUACAUUGAACGCAGCUCAAAGACACAGCAGAAUGUCAAAGCUGUGUUUGAUGCUACCAUCAAGGUUGUAAUCCAGCCUCGAACUAAGCUCAGAGAAAAGAAGAAAAAGAAAUCACGAUGUAGAUGUUCAAUGCUGAAUAUCUUCUGUGGAAGAAAAAUGUUAUGCUUCAAAUCCUGAAUGAUUGAAGAGAUCUCACAUGAACCAAUGCCUGGGUUUUGGCUGAAGUGUUAUAUUGUAGCGAGGAUUGCUAGAAAGGCAUUAGGUAUUCCGGUUAAUUCGGAUGAGGAUCGAUGAUUGUUGUUCACCGACCACGAGGGCUAAUGGCUUGCCCGCUGUUAUGAGAAGUGGCUGUGUGUAUGCUUCAUGGCUUUGUCCAUACAGCUUCAUUCCCUAUAAAAUUUUUGGUAAGUCACUGCAAUCUCUUGUACAUUAGUAAAAUCCUUUAAUAUGUUGUGCAUAGUUAAGCAUAAAUAAAUCAAUUAUUAAACUCACGUUUCUAUAAUUAAAGAUGAUAAAGCUGAUGAUGUGUUCCUCUGUCGAAUCCUUUCAGAAUAUCAUACCAGUACUAACUUGAAAGAUGAGAAUAUUGCUACUUCAAAUAAUCAACUAAGGUAUUUUUUCAUUAUACUCGCUUUGUUCUUUUUUGUUUGUUCUUUUAGGAGUUGCAAAGUGCUCUUUUUUUUCUUAUAGGAUCCCAAGAUAAGACAUGGCUAUAAACACCUACCUCAUUUAUUGUUUGCUAUAUUUUUCAAGAUCUAACUCUUUUAUUCAUUGGUUACCAUAGUGGUUGAGGAGAUAAACUAACUUAAUGAGCACACUUUUAGUAGAGAUGUAGGCAUACAUGAUUACUUUUUUAAUACCCGUGUACAAAGGUAAAAGAACAAGUAAAAAAGAAUGGAGUGAGUAUAUAUUUAUAUGAAAUUUUCUUAUGCUGUCAACAUCUUUUGAUUCUAUAAUUUUAUUAGCAGUUUUGGAUAUGUUGUGAUGUCUAAAGAGAAAAGCUUAACUAAUUUGAAGCUUGAUGUCACUGUAAUGAGAGUUGAGGACAAAAUAUGUACUUGCUAAAUAUGUGAGUAGAUAGGAGGUACUAAAGAAGGUUGACGAAGCAUUGUUAAGUUACGAUGAUGAGAAAAAGACAUUCAAAUUGCCUGGUAAAGGAGCAUAUACAUUUGAUAAGCAUUUGAAACAAGUUUGUUUCAAUAGGUUAAAACCAUAUAAUUAUGCUUCUAACAAGGCUACAAGGAUGUAUCAAAUGCUCUUAAUCAUUCAACAGAUUUUUCAAGAGAAUAUUGUGUUCGAAUUCAAAGCAUUAAUUAUUUCUACUCAAUUCAUUAUGUAUCUGUAUUAAAGCUAAAAAAGCAAGUGGAGAGGAUAAGUGACACAAUUAGAGAUAUUUUACUAAUGCUCGAGGUUACGAGAGAGUCCCUGAACUUAUUUGCUUCUUCAAUUGGUUUAAUUGUUGGUCCACUGCUAUUGUUUUCUAAUAAGAAAAUUUUAGUUGAUUGCAACCUGAGUGGUCCAUUAGGAUGUUUAAUACCAAGUGAGUCAGUUCUUAUCGAUGAGAUAAAUGCAACAUUAAAGAUUUUCUAUGUUUUAGUGUUUGAGAAAGAUUGUAUUCUAUUAUCUUAGUGAUCAUGAUUUUCAUAAGAGACAUACUUGCAUACUAGUAACUGGAAGAGAGCAGGCUGAUAUGACUACUAUGCCCUUGCUGAGGAAGCUGAGAGAUUCUUCAAAGUUCUUUUUAUUUCUUAGUGGACGACAACCUAAGUGGAGCUUAUAUAUUUUUCCUAUACCGCUUCGAGCUAGAAGAAAAAAUUUACGAUAACUUAUUUUUGACUCUAUCCAUAUUAGAUGUAGUAAAAAAAUAAGUUAUCGUAAGUGUUUUCUUCUGACCUGAAGUGAUAUGAGCAAACAAUAUAGGCUCCACUUAGAUUGUCGUCCACUAGGCAAUAAAAAGACACUUGGAGAAAAUCUCUUAGCUUUCUAAGCAAGAUCAUAGUAGCCAUAUCAGCAUACUCUCUUUCAGUUACUAAUAUGCAAUUAUGUCUCUUAUGAAAAUCAUGAUCUUCAAGAUAAUGAAAUAUAAUAUCUUUUUUAAGCAUUAAAAUGUAGGUGAUCUUUGAUGUUGCAUGUACCUCGUCGAUAAGAACUGAAUCACUUGGUAUUAAACAUCUUGAUGGACCACUUAAGUUGCAAUUAACCAAAAUUUUCUUGUUAUAAAACAGUAGUAGUGGACCAAUAAUUAAACCAAUUGAAGAAAAAAAAAGUUCAAAGACUCUCUUGUGACCUCUAACAUUAGUGAAACAUCUUAAAGUGUGUCACUUAUCCUCUACACUUCUUUUUUAGCUUUAAGUCAUGUACAUGAAGAAUUGGGUAGAGAUAUUAAAUGCUUUGAAUUCGCAACACAAUAUUAUCUUGAAGAAUCUGUUGAAUGAUUGAGAGCACUUGAUACAUCCUUGUAGCCUUAUCAGAAGCACAAUUAUACGAUUUUGACCUAUUGAGACAAACUUAUUUCAAACGUAUAUGCUCCUCUAUCAGACAAUUUGAAUGUUUUUUUCUCAUCAUCUUAGCUUAACAACGCUUCGUCAACCUUCUUUAGUGCCUCCCAUCUACUCACACCUUCAGCAAGUACACUAAGCUUUAAAUCAGUUAAACUUCUCUCUUUAGACAUCACAACAUAUCCAUAAUUGUCUAUAGAAUUAUAGAAUCAAAACAUGUUGACAACAUAAGAAAAUUUCAUACAAAUAUGUACUUUCUUCAUUCUUUUUUACAUGUGCUUUUAAUUUUGUGCACGGGUAUUAAGAAAGUAAUCAUGUGUCUUUACGUCUCUACCAAAAGUGUGCUCAUUAAGUUAUUUUAUUUCUGCAACCACCAUGAUGACUAAUGGACAAAAAAGUUGGGUCUUGAAAAAUAUAGCAAACUAUAUUUAUUUGUGUUUAUAGCCAUAACUCAUCUUGGAAUCCUAUAAUGAUAAUAAAAAAGAACACUUUGCAACUCCUAAAAGGACAAAUAAAAAAGAACAGAGGAAAUACAAUAAAAAAAAUACCUUAGUUGAUUAUUUGAAGUAGUAAUAUCCUCAUCGCUCAAGUUGAGACUGGUAUAAUAUCUAGAAGGGAUUCCACAGAGGAACAUAUCAUCAGCUUUAUCAUCCUUAAUUAUAGAAAUAUGAGUUUAAUAAUCAAUUUAUUUGUGUUUAACUAUAUACAACAUAUUAAAAGAUUUUAUUGAUGUGCAAGAGAUUCUAGUGACUCACAAGAAAUUCCAAAGGGAAUGGGAGUCUACGGCUCAGUCCUCAUCUUUGGAGCCCUUUUCAACGUACGCGUCUCAUUCCCUGUCUCAAGCCCUGCACAACCACACAAGUUAAUCACAACUUCAUGCUACAAUCAAAGGAGGAGGACAAGAUUAUCAUCAUUCUUACUCAACUUUUGAAGUCGUGUGCUAGUAGGCGUUGUAUAGCUAGUAUGCCCACUUCAAAUGAUGUUACAAUGGUGGACAAUUUGCUAAAAAGAGGUAUCUUGAUACAAUGAAGAAUUUGAGAGCUAACCUCUUGAAGAUGCAAGAAAAAAGUCUCAAAAGCGGAUAUUGAGGUGAUCAUGAGGGAACAAAGUCUUGAAGAUUACAUUCUCAAACAAAUAAGUGAUGUAUAAGAUUCAAGGUUUCCUAGAAGAGAAUGAUGAUGCGUUGGAUGGAGGUCUCCGAGGCAGAGGGUGAUGCUGUUGGCCUUCAAGACGUAGAUGAUGACCUUGGUGAACAUGUUGCCCACCUUGUAGGUUAAGACCUUUCCCUGAAGAACAAUCCUUUGUACCUUUCUUUACUAACCACAUUGUUGGAGGCUACGAGCUUGAUGGCUCUGUUGGGGUAUCAGUUGGAUUACCUGUCCUUGUUUAUGCUCUGUAAUCAUCCAUUUGACUACGUUUAAUUAUGAGCCACCUGAGAAGUCACACAUUAAUUAUCUCUGGUCCAGAACAAAUGGAUCCAAUCUUAUGCACUGC